Fusarium coffeatum is the source of this 234-nucleotide messenger RNA. RefSeq lists its product as uncharacterized. The coding region runs from base 1 to 234 and encodes 77 amino acids. The record is from RefSeq and is a predicted model, not a curated record. NCBI's taxonomy places the organism in Eukaryota, Fungi, Ascomycota, Sordariomycetes, Hypocreales, Nectriaceae. The transcript has 2 exons.
AUGCUGAAGGGCACUUACUGGUCUACCCGCUCAGUUGAGAACGACGUCGUUCGAGAAAUGGCUACGAUGCAGAAGACCAAGGACUCAGACUUGGACUUCGACUUGAUUGAAGCUACCGCUUCUGAGAUUUUCGUCGAAGUGACUGUCUCCGGUCACACUUUUGACGGAGAUGAUCUCAUAUUUUACCAGCUGAGAGAAGAGGUCGGUGUAGCCGACUAUUUUCGACAUUCUUAA